Saccostrea cuccullata (small rock oyster) is the source of this 675-nucleotide messenger RNA. RefSeq lists its product as uncharacterized. The transcript is spliced from 5 exons. Lineage: Eukaryota; Metazoa; Mollusca; Bivalvia; Ostreida; Ostreidae. The coding region runs from base 23 to 610 and encodes 195 amino acids. The record is from RefSeq and is a predicted model, not a curated record.
UAUCAUUAUUUUAAUGUAGUGCAUGCAAACUUUUUCGAUUGCAAAAAUGUGCAUUUGUGUGCGAUAUUUUCCAAUCAUUAUUCACUUUACACUGAGUCACGUUACCGCUGAAAAUAAUGGAGCGUGUUUGGCGUCAAUUCCUACUAUAUCUCAUGUUUCUCAUUGUCCACUUACCAUUGAGAAAUGGAAUGAGAGAGCGAGUAAAAAACGGUGUCAGGAUAUUCCACAACACUGUUCAGAGGACUUUUCUUAUCACUGUGUUAUAAAUUCGUUCCGGAAUGCAACCAUCGAGGUGUGUGCAAAACCAAGACAAAUUGCAGGCGGAUGUGCAGAGUUUAACUAUGGACGGGGAAGUAUUCAAAUACAUCAAGCUUAUCAGUGUAAAACAUGUCUCGGGAAAGUCUACAAUUCUACAAAUGCCUACAAAUACAAAGAAUGCUAUGAGUUUCAAACGCAGGAGGUUAAUAUCAUCACUGAAAACAGUCAGCAAGGCAUUCGACCAUAUCUUGUAAAAGUUGACAACCUUGCCAAUUCGGACGAUCGUUCAGCCCAUUCAGACCAUAAGAUGCAGACCAUACUGCUGACGGUUAUGUGCGUAGUAAUUAGUUGAAUACUUUUAAUACUCAUCAUGGGUGUGAUUUUUGUGUCUCCGAGGAAUUGUUCAUGUCAACGCAU